UAGAAAAAAAAAUACAGUAAGAAACUGUGUCCGAUUCUGCAAAGCAGACGCGCGUGCGGACGACGCGACGCCACCCGCCGACCACCGCCGCACCGCCGAGCGAAGAAGAAGAAGCGAGGCGGCGAGGGCGAGGCAUCCACCCCCGCCCCGAUCGAUCAGGCCGCCGUCGCGCCCUCCUCCGCCCGAUGCAGGACCAGGCCGGGGCCGCCUCCGGCUCCGGGGAUCCGGACCCUCCGCCGCCGGAGCACGCCGGCGGCGAGGGCGGCUCCUCCUCCGCCGCCAGGCUCCCCUCCCGCAACGCCUCCUCCAAGUACGACUUCGUCAAGGUCAAGGUCUGGCUCGGGGAGAACGCGGACCACUACUACGUCCUCUCCAGGUUCCUCCUCAGCAGGAUGCUCACCGUCACCAAGAUUCCGAACCACGUCGCCAUUAAGAUUGCCCUUGAGCUCAAGAAGCUGCUCGUCGACAACAGCCUUCUUGAUGUUUCACAGAGUGACUUAGAGGCCAACCUUUUCAAGCUAAUGGAGAAAAGGGGAUAUGGAGAGGACUACAUUAAUCGGUAUAAGAUGAUGACAAGAUUCCAUCAUCAAAGAGUACCACUAGUAAUUUUGGUGUGUGGAACUGCUUGCACUGGAAAAUCAACAAUUGCUACACAGCUAGCUCAAAGGCUCAACCUACCAAAUGUUUUACAGACAGACAUGGUUUAUGAGUUGUUGAGGACAUCAACAGAUGCCCCGCUAACUUCAGUACCUGUCUGGGCUCGGGAUUUUAAUUCACCUGAAGAACUUAUCACUGAAUUUUGCAGAGAAUGCAGAGUUGUUCGCAAAGGUUUGGCUGGUGAUUUGAAGAAAGCAAUGAAAGAUGGGAAGCCAAUUAUAAUAGAGGGAAUUCAUUUGGAUCCAAGCAUUUACCUGAUGGAUGAGGAGAAUGCAGAUGACAAUUCCAGAAUAGAGAAAAAGGUUGAAUCUGGAAAUUCAUCCAUCUCUUCAGAAAAGAAAACUGAACAGCAACCAGAAAAUGGUCUACCUGAGAACAUUCUAAAGGAAGAUACCUUACAAAGCCAGGACUGCCUGCCUGAGAGUAGGACCAGUGAAGGGCUGUCUGGUGCUGACAGCCAUGAGAUUACCUCUUCUGAUUCUGAAGAGAAAAUUUUCAAAGCUGAAGGCAAUGGACAAAAGGAUUUGGACCAACAGAAGAACAACAGUGCCAAGAAGGACAAACCUGCUGCUGAACCGAUAGUUGUUCCAAUUGUGUUGAGGAUGUCUGAUUUUGAUCACAAGGCAUUGUUAGAGGAAUGGAUAGCCACUAGAGCUAUCAGAGAUAAUUGCCUUCCUCAGGAUCAUCGAAAGCUUAUAAACAACCUCAAACUUAUUCAGGAUUAUCUUUGCUCUUUUGAGGCACAGGGAUUAACUGUUGUUGACAUCUCAGCAAACUCUUUUCCUCAAACGUUAGAUUGGCUUCAUGGCUAUCUUCUUCAGUGCAUUGAGCGCGGCCUUCUGGCUGCAUGUUCAGAAGGCCCCAAGCAAUAGGAAAACCAAUUAACAUGACAGAUUUGAGUGCCGAUGUAAUCCAGAUGGCUUGGAAUCCUAGCAGAACCGAAAGUUCUCAUAAGCACACAAGGCGAUGUGAGAGGGACUCGACGGAAUUGCUCGGCGUGCAAUCUGUUAGCAUACAUGCAAUCUUUUUUUUUUCACUUUGCUGGUUAUAUGUAACGUGUAUGAUCUCUCCCUAGCCAUGGGUUGUUUGCGUUGCGUUGGGCAUAAUAGAGUAUAAUCUUCUUCCUGAAAAGUUCCGCAUGUGUCAACUAAGUGGUAGCAACUUGUGCAAACUAUGAAACCAUUACUGGGUUAAUCAUGGCCACAUUAUGAGUGA
Triticum aestivum (bread wheat) is the source of this 1872-nucleotide messenger RNA. RefSeq lists its product as uncharacterized. The transcript has 17 exons. Bases 186 to 1529 code for a protein of 447 amino acids. The record is from RefSeq and is a predicted model, not a curated record. Lineage: Eukaryota; Viridiplantae; Streptophyta; Magnoliopsida; Poales; Poaceae.